This is a messenger RNA of Alternaria burnsii, 1632 nucleotides long. RefSeq lists its product as uncharacterized. Lineage: Eukaryota; Fungi; Ascomycota; Dothideomycetes; Pleosporales; Pleosporaceae. The record is from RefSeq and is a predicted model, not a curated record. Bases 1 to 1632 code for a protein of 543 amino acids. The transcript has a single exon.
AUGUUCACAAGCAACGAUUCUGAGAUAGACGCUAUGUCAGCUCCAACUAGUCACACUGACUCCUUGACCACACCCAAAGUCAAUCGUCCUCAUAAGAGGCGCCGUUCGGUCGAACUACCACAAUCAGAGCGACAUGCUCUCCGCCCUCGCGCCGAUUCAUCAAACGGACAGAUCUCUCUAGCACCGAAGCGAGACAAAAAGCGAUACUUGAACGAUACCGCCGACAAACAAAAGGAGAGCGGAGUCCAUAAAGCUAAACGCCAGCGCACCUCUGGCGUAUACGACUCUGCUCGUAACAACGAGAUACGUCGCCCGCCAGAUCAGGAAGAAACGCGACAGCAACCGAAGCAAACCAUAGGGUGGUCUGGCACUGAUAUCAUUGUACCCAGACGAGAUCAACGCGUAGGCAUUGUUACGUUGCAACCCGUGAUCUUCGGCGUUGCAUCUUCUCCGCCAAAUGCUUUGCGAUCAUUCAAGCUCAAUGGACACCUCACACCUGCACAAAGCCCUCUCGUACCUCAAAAUCCUGCGUCUCCGCCUUUCACUUCCUACAAUUCUCUCGAAGGCGGCUUUGCUAGCCUAUUAGAUGACAAGGAAAGUGUCCUAAAGAACUUUGUAAAAACCAAGGAGGAACUUUUCAGGAAGCCUGCUGCAGGCGACGUCAAGGAAACUCCAGCGCAUAAUCCACGUCGCAAGAAGGCCUUUGAUGUCUGGAAAGACGUAUCACUGCCGUCUGAUAUAAUGAAUCCUAUAUCCAAAGCUCCAGGACUGAUAACUGAUGUCGUUGGCACCCAAAAACGUGAGGCAAGGUUGAGAGAAAAGCCAUGGGAGAUCGGUCAGGAGCCCGGCGCUAUAGCGAGAAGACGGUGCAAGAGAAUGCGAGUAGAGGAGGGAGAACACUAUCAUCCCAACAUCAAGAACUUCAGAUUUUCAUGCAAGCGAAAAGCUGAAGAUGAUCUUCGAGAAGGCAGUUCCAAGAGGGUAAAGAUGCUAGGCGAUCAGCCUUUUCCUUUAGUAGGGAAUCGUGAGAGUCAAUCAUCGCCAGCACAGGAAUUCACUUCUGAGUAUUUCACUGAGGUCGCAAAACCGCUACCUUCGGAGAAUUUAGAGACAUUACCCGAUUCAGCAGCGUCAGAUCAGAAGGAUCCCCUGAUUUGCAAAGACAUAUACAGUCUGUCCAACGCGCAACAAAUACCAGUUGCUGAACUGGAACCUAUAAUCAACCACGAGUUUUCUCUUCCCAGGGUCGACAACAAGACCUCUACCAGGAAGUCUCAGACAUCCGAAGAUGAUGGGAAGGUCUCAAGACUCGGAAGAUCCGCAUCUCUAGGCCUGCAAUAUACAGCUGAUGAGCCAUCGCCAUGCCAAGAAUCUUUUACGGACGAUGAGGUGGCAUUCAGGAAUCUCAACAAUCACAGAGCGCUGCCACCAGCUGUUGGAGGUGUUGUUGCAUCUGAAGCAUCGCCAAUAAUCGUGCCCACAGUUCCAUCAUGGAUUGCUGAGGGUUCGCAAUACUUCAUCAGUAUAGACGUAGCCUGUAGCGAAGGUUAUGAUACUGAACACCCCAGGAGCUACGAGCAUUAUCUUGCCCAGUUCACCGCUCGGCCUGCAUUUCCUCGAGCAAAGGAAUAA